AUGUCCCCCUCAACCCGCCGCCUCCUCAAAGAAUCCACCGACCUCCAAACCAACCCAUCACCCUACUUCCACGCCGCCCCCGUAUCCGACACCAACCUCUUCGACUGGCACUUCACCCUCCUCGGCCCACCACCACCCUCGCCCUACGCCGGCGGCAUCUACCACGGCCGCAUCACCCUCCCACCCACAUACCCACUCCGGCCCCCCAGCUUCCGAUUCCUAACCCCCUCGGGACGAUUCGAAGUCAACCGCGAGAUCUGUCUCAGUAUCUCAGGCCAUCAUGAGGAGACGUGGCAGCCCGCGUGGGGGAUUCGGACGGCGUUGAUUGCCCUGCGGAGUUUCAUGGAUGGAGAUGCGAAGGGACAGGUGGGCGGGUUGGAUGUGGCGGAUGAGGUGAGGAGGAGGUAUGCGAGGGAGAGUAGGGCGUGGAGGUGUGAUGGGUGUGAGGGGAGUAAGGGGAGGGGGAAUGAGGUUGUUAUGAGGGAGUGGUGGGGGGUUUGUAGGGAGAGGGGGGUGGGGGUUGAGGGGGAGGAUUUUGGGGGGGAUGAGAUGGGGGAUGAGAGGGAGGGGGAGGAGAAGGAGGGGGAUGAGGCUGCAGCUGCGGAUGCAGGUAUAUCUGCAGGUGUGGAUACGUCUCAGAUCCCUCAAGCAGAGGUACAACCACAGCCUCAACCACAGCAGCCCCAACAACAGCAAUUACAACAUACUCCCCCAGCAACAAGACCUCCACCACCAGUGCCUACUGCACCAGCUGCUGCUGCUGCAGCCGCUGCAACAUCUCAAGAUACACCCUGGCUCGACCGAGCCAUUAUCGGCGUCAUCAUCGCCCUAGUAGCCAUGAUCCUAAGACGUCUAACGCGCGACAUGGACUUGGAGUGA
Molecule: messenger RNA, 879 nt
Organism: Aspergillus tubingensis
Lineage: Eukaryota; Fungi; Ascomycota; Eurotiomycetes; Eurotiales; Aspergillaceae
Product: ubiquitin-conjugating enzyme E2
Exons: 1
Coding region: 1-879 (292 amino acids)
Source: RefSeq, a predicted model, not a curated record